CCGUACCAAUCACCUCGUUACACCAAAACGGUCCAAACCGAUGAUUAUCUUUUUUGGUAUAACCAAACCGAUGCUUUGAGUGUCUGGUGAGAUUAAAAAAUUGAGGGAGACGAUGGAGGGUCCUCCGGCGAACGAUUGCUGCUCUAUUUGCCAUGGAAACUUUAACGUUCCUUGCCAAGCCAAUUGCUCUCAUUGGUUUUGCGGUAAUUGUAUCAUGCUUGUUUGGCAUCAUGGAUCCACAUUUCACCCAUGUAAAUGCCCCCUUUGUCGACGUCAGAUAACUUUGUUGGUUCCUGGUGAGGCCUCAUUAAGGGAACGUCAUAACUCAGCAGUAGCCGAGAUUCUGGAAAAGGUUGAAAAAUACAACCGUUACUUUGGCGGACAAUCCAAUGGUCUCUUUCAGAGACUGCAAGACCUUCCUUUUCUGCUCCGAAGGUUGGUACGAGAAAUGAUAGAUCCUCAAAGAUCUCUUCCUCUUGUCAUAAGAGCUCGUGUAUAUCUUGCAAUGUUAUUAAGUUCCAUCUACAUAUUCAGCCCCAUUGACAUUAUUCCUGAAGCAAUUUUGGGGAUAGUUGGCCUUUUAGAUGAUCUUCUUAUAGUCCUCGUUUGCUUUCUACAUGUUGCUGCCAUAUAUCGAUCUGUUCUCUACUAUCGUCAUGGAGGUUCUUGAAGUUUAUUGGAGCAUUGAUAUAUGUAAGCUUACUAGUUCUUAACAAAAAGCUAAACACAACAUAAUGAGAGUUGGAAAGUAUAUAGUUGUAUGCAUUGUGAAUUAAUUUUAGAUUAAUUUCUAAUAGUUGUAUUUGUAAUAUCACAUAGUUGUUUAUAAACUAUAGUUCUAUUUGACAACUUGUGCGUUUGACUACUGUUGAUAAAUGUUAUUUUUUUGUUUCAAAAGUUUAUCAUGUGAAAGUUAUUGCAAGCCAAACUAUAGGCCUGACUGUGUGCCAUUACUAAAAACCUUGAAUCAAUUGCAUUGGUUAUUUAGCAUAUAUGGUCAAUUUGUGUCGUCUAAUAUAUGUGUUUCCCAUCUUGAAUGAUCAACUUGUGUUGUUUAACAUAGGUCUCCACCCUUCUAAUUAAUUUAUUAUAAGUUUGUGUGAAAAACCUUUAAACUCCUUUUGGUAGGAAUGAAUGGAAAGGGAAAGAAAAAAAUUAAUUUAAUGGUUAAGUUACAAAAUAACACAUGUUAUGAAUCUCAAACAUCAGAUUAAAAUUUUUUUAUCUUUAUCCAUUUUCAUCAUUCGUAUCAAACAUAACUUUAAUAGUUGUUAAAAGUAGGAAAGGCUUUGGAGGAAUACAAAUUAGUUGUGAGACAUUGCUUCUAGAAGAAAUGAACUCUGAUGAAGUCUUGAAUGGAGAUUGAUGAUUGAGAUUCAAGGUUGGUCUUGGAGUUAGGAAUUUUCGUUGAAUAUUAUGAGUUUAGU
Durio zibethinus is the source of this 1427-nucleotide messenger RNA. RefSeq lists its product as uncharacterized. The record is from RefSeq and is a predicted model, not a curated record. NCBI's taxonomy places the organism in Eukaryota, Viridiplantae, Streptophyta, Magnoliopsida, Malvales, Malvaceae. Gene Ontology annotation, molecular function: ubiquitin protein ligase activity.